GGGAGGAAGAUUAACUUUCCUAGAAGUGUAUUAAACUGCAGCAUGAGGCUCUGCAGAGCGAGGGGUGGGCACUUCACCUUGUUCAAUAGCCAGGGGGGUAUGGCUGCCUUCAUUCUGUUGAUGAGCUGUGCGAUCCUGUGCCGGAGUGUUCUUGGUGAUGAAGUGGCCACGCUGGAUGAUGAUAGUGGGAGGGAGAGAGCAUUUGCUGAAACGUACAGGGCAGCAGCAACAAGCCGCAAUGAUGCUCCUCACCCCUUACUUCGCGGUCAUGCUCGAGAUCAUGUCAGCGUAAAUCUCAAUGGCCCUGACAAUGUCAAGAAGACGGCGAAGAUGAGCGUGCCAGGCCCCGAAAGACGUGAACUUCAGCAACAGGCCGUGGAGCUCGAACCUGUUCGAUUUGGCGACUUGGAGGUAGCUGCAAUUUCCAAGGUCCGCGCAGCCUGGCUGGACUACAGAACAGGGGCAAAGCUGUACUUGGUCAUUUAUGAGGCGAAUUUGACCCCAGCGGAGUAUAGUCAAGGGUGGAGGGUUCUGGGUCAAUUCAGUCGCCCCAGCUACAAUGACAUCAGGGAUGUGGCUGUCACAAUAGUGGCAAGAAAUGUGAAUUCAUCUAAUCCUGUCUUGGCCCCCCCGGUGGACUACGAGUGGAUUUGGAAUGAAAGCGGUUCGGGCACAAUGUCGCAGCCUGCGCUAAUGCUGGGCUCGGUGUGGAGACCCCUGCCAGCUCAAGGAUUUGUGUGUCUUGGCGACGUGUUUGUCGCCAGUCGCUCGAAGCCCAUGCCUGGACAGGGCGCAAUGGCUGCUCAUGUCUGUGUACGGGCAGACUACGCCAAGGAAGCCGCCAUUGGAGACUUUGUAUGGGAUGACCGUGGCUCCCAUGCGACAUUCGAUUGCUCCAUCUGGCGGUCCACCAAAGAUGUUGCAUUCUUCUCUCCCGCAAUUGGUCACGGAGACUUCGAACAAGGGUGGAGGGUUCUCUCUCAGGUUGCCGUGCCUCACUAUCAACCCAUUGGCGGGCUUGUGGCGACGAUUGUGGCACGGAAUGUGGACGCAAGUGUGCCCGUUCUGAAGUCGCCAGUUGGCUUCGCUCAGAUGUGGACGGACCAAGGUUCCGGGGCGCAUCUUCAUGGGUCUGUGUGGCGGCCCAUCCCCCCCACAGGCUAUGUCUGUCUGUCAGACAUUGUCGUCGACUCCUGGGCUCCACCAGCUCCUGGAGUGGGGCCCUUUGUCUGUGUUGCUCUCAAUCCAGCUAUCGCUAACCACAGCUAUGCCCGCGAGGCUAAAUUUGCCGGCCUCAUUUGGGAUGACCGCGGGUCCGGUGCUGCUUGCGAUGUCACGAUCCAUGGCAUCGAGAUGGCUCAAUAUCCCCCGGACGAGAAGGAGCGCCUCUCUCUCCUCGUGAAUGGCUUUCUGGCAGGUACUAUCUACGAUAAUAACCCCAGUGCAACACCAUACUUGCUCGAACUUCCUCCCAUUGUCUACAGGCCGCCAGUUGCAGAUCCGCGUCCAAAUGUCACAUCGCACGACAUGCCUUUUCCUCCCGACACGCCCAAGGUUGUCGACAAUAUCGUCGUCGUGCCGUGCACCAUUGUCAGCGACAAUAAUCACACUGCUGCAUGGCAGGUCUUAAACUCUCCUUUCUACAAGAUGGAGAGGGGCAUCUACUACCAUUUGGAGGUCCACAGUGGUGGGGCUAACAUCAGCGCGGCUCUCACGGUCAGCCAGCAGGUCACAUUCGGAAUCAUCACCAAAGUCACCGAGGAGUUUACAGUCAGAACCCACAUCGAAGCGAGUGUGGCAGCCGGCAUUGGUAUGAGGGCGAAGCUCGGCCCUCUGAAACUCAGUGUGGGACCAUACGUUGAGACUCAAACAAGCAUAACCAAGGAGAUUGGUUACUCGAAACGCUACGAGGUGACGGAAUUCUCUGAGACGACGCUUGACUGGACUGUUGAAACAAAGCCCUUCCACUCCGUCUCUUUGUGGUCGCAUUGUCACGAGAUUGUUCUGCUGCGCCACAAUGGAGAUCCCGUCGCGGAUAACGCGGGGAUGCUGAUCAACAUUAACAACCAUAGACUUGUAGUGGAGUACCCAAGCUCCUGAGGACUGUGUACCUGAAGCCUGGUAGGUUCACCCUGGUGCAGACCACGGACCUGGCCAUCUUUAAUGUGGACAUGGUGGUAGGUGCAUUCUGACCGACAAGGAGCCAAGGACUGAGAUCAUCGCUCCCCGUAUGGUGAUAAGCAAUCCCUACCAUAAAAUAUAGAAGCCGUCGACGAAAGCAGUGGAAUAUCUGAACUGUUCACUCUGUUGAGUAAAUCGCCCUCACUUUC
This is a messenger RNA of Chara braunii, 2330 nucleotides long. The record is from the annotation of a GenBank genome assembly. Lineage: Eukaryota; Viridiplantae; Streptophyta; Charophyceae; Charales; Characeae.